AGUAGAAGAAGAAGAGACCAAACGGACCGAACAGCUAGCUGGGGUUAGCAUAUGUAGGUUAGCGCUCCGGUUGAACGGACGGAAACAUGGUGUCCGCUACAGUGCUCCUUCUUUUAGCGGUCGGUUCUCUUUGUGGGAAUGCUGCAGCUGAAAGAAAACUAGUUUAUGUGACUGUGCUGUUUCGACAUGGCGACAGGUCUCCAGUCAAAGCUUAUCCCACCGACCCGUACCAGGAGAGCGCCUGGCCUCAGGGCUUCGGACAGCUCUCACAGGAAGGGAUGAGGCAGCACCUGAACCUGGGCCAGUUUCUCAGGACUCGCUACAAAGGAUUCCUGAACGAAACCUAUGAGAGACACGAGAUCUCCGUCCGCAGCACAGACUACGAUCGCACCCUGAUGAGCGCUGAGGCCAACCUGGCAGGUCUCUACCCCCCCAGAGGUCAGCAGGUCUUCAGUCCCACUCUGCAGUGGCAGCCCAUCCCUGUGCACACGGUGCCACAGAGCGAAGAAAAGCUGCUCUCGUAUCCUCGUUUCGACUGUCCCCGCUACAAACAGCUGAUGAAUGAAACUGAACACACGGCGGAGUUUCUAAACGUCACCAAUGAAUUCAAGGACGUUAUAGAGCUGGUGAGGAAUAAAACAGGCCUGAAUAACACAAAUGUGGAAACCGUCUGGAGUGUUUACGACACACUCUUCUGUGAGUCCCGUCACAACAAGACUGCUCCUGACUGGGUGACUCCGGAGGUCUUUGAGAGGCUGCGUCUGCUGAAGGAUUUUGCAUUUCGGAUUGCAUUCGGGGUCUACAAACCACAAGAAAAGAACCGGCUGCAGGGAGGUGUCUUACUGGGUGAAAUCGUGAAGAAUCUGUCCAAGAUGUCCGUCCCAGACCCGAAAGUGAAGGAGAGGCUGAAACUGAUGAUGCUGUCAGCGCAUGACACCACUGUGGCCGCCCUGCAGAGCAGCCUGAACGUGUUCAACGGCAGACAGCCGCCGUACGCCUCCUGCCAGAUUAUUGAGCUGUACGAGGACGAGAACAGCAAUUUCUCGGUGUCGCUGUUCUUCCGUAACGACAGCACCGUGGAGGCGUACCCCCUGCUGCUGCCCGGCUGCUCUCUGGACUGCCCCCUGGAGGAGUUUGUGAGAAUUACAAAGCUCUCCAUUUCAGAGGACCGGGACAAAGAGUGUGAGGUGCCUUCAGAGGGGAGAGACACAGAAGUGAUCAUCAGUCUGGCCGUGUCAGGCUGCCUGCUCCUCUUCCUCAUCCUCCUCCUCCUCGGCGUCAUUUGCUGGCGGCAGGAGCCAAACAGAAACCGCGGUUACCACCAUGUGAUCAACCAGGAGGUGGGCGAGGAGUCCUGACAGAAGCAGAAGCUCCUCUCCCGGAGAUCUGCCAGCAUCGAGCCGUGGGACAGCAGCGACGACGAUGAACUCUGAAGCUCCUCGUCCACCUUCAGGAGCCACCAUGAGCUGAUUUUUUUCUGUUUUUAAGCAGCAUAUUUUCACCCAAAUUGACCCUGUUUCUGUCGGGUCAGAGAGAGGAAUUAACAAACAUUUCAACUUCACAUUUUAGAGAAGCAAAGUCUGGUUCGGUGAGACAUUGUUGGAGAGAUUUCUACAUCAGCAGGACAACUUUUUGUGUUUUUAACUGAUGUGUUCCCACCUGGUCUGAAGUUGAUUUCUGCUUCCAGAGACACUGUGUUCAUCACUCAGUCCCUGACUUGAAUGGCUGCAGAAAAUAAUGAUAAUUAUUGUCUAAUAAUGAGCUGAAAACUGGAUGCAAAUUGCAGGAUUUUGGUGAUAUCAGUGCCAAUUCUUUAAGCUAUUUUCUGGUGUUUUGCAUUAUGUUUUUCUCCUGGCAGGUCUGGGUUUUCUUCUUUUCUUUUCAAAUAUUUCACUGAUUACAAAAGACCUAAGGUGUUGAGGUAUUUAAAAACUUAAAUGGCUUAAAAUUAGGGCCAAUAGCAAUACAAUUACCAAUUAGGCCUGUCACAAUAACACAUUUUCACAAUAUAUUUUCCCAGAAAGUAUCAAGAUAAACGGGGAUAUAUGGGGUGUUCCGGUAGCUCACACUGGUAGAGUGCGUACCAUUAAGGCUGAGUCCUUCCUGCGGUGGACCCGGGUUCGAAUCCCACCUGAGGUCCCUUUGCCGCAUGUCCUCCCCUCUGUCUCCCCCUUUCUAUCUAUCACUUAAAAACAAUAAAGCAAAAAUGGCAAAAAAAAAUAA
Messenger RNA from Centropristis striata (black sea bass), 2223 nucleotides. RefSeq names its product acid phosphatase 2, lysosomal (gene acp2). Gene Ontology annotation, biological process: lysosome organization; dephosphorylation. Bases 87 to 1358 code for a protein of 423 amino acids. Gene Ontology annotation, molecular function: acid phosphatase activity. The record is from RefSeq and is a predicted model, not a curated record. Gene Ontology annotation, cellular component: lysosome. NCBI's taxonomy places the organism in Eukaryota, Metazoa, Chordata, Actinopteri, Perciformes, Serranidae. The transcript is spliced from 13 exons.